Messenger RNA from Arachis ipaensis, 2013 nucleotides. RefSeq lists its product as uncharacterized. Gene Ontology annotation, biological process: calcium-mediated signaling. Gene Ontology annotation, molecular function: calcium ion binding; kinase binding. Lineage: Eukaryota; Viridiplantae; Streptophyta; Magnoliopsida; Fabales; Fabaceae. The record is from RefSeq and is a predicted model, not a curated record.
AUUAAAGAUAUCAUUUUACAGUUACUAAAAAAAAAAAAACUCUCCUUCUCCAUUCCCUUUCCUUUCCCCUUCUCCUUCACAAUCUGAGGCUUUCCCUUCCCCUCCUCCUUCCUCUUCUCCAACACAUCCCCAAUUCCCUUUUCCUUUUCUCUUCUCCUUCUGAAAUUUUUCAUAUAAACCAAAUCACAGAUAAAAUAUUUUUAGCCUCUUCUACUUGCUAGGUUGAAAAGAUUAAGAAUAGCUGCAUGUGUUUUCUAUGGCAUCAAGUUAUUUACAAUCCAUCUUGUCACCACUUUAGUAGGAAAAGUUCACUGUCAGUGAAGUUGAAGCACUUUUUGAGCUAUUUAAGAGCAUAAGCAGUUCGGUUCGGUUGUUGAUGAUGAUCUAAUAAGCAAGGAAGAAUUUCAAUUGGCAAGCUUCAAGAAUAGGAAAAAGGAGAAUAUCUUUGUCAAUCGGAUACUAUACAUACACAACAUGGGUCUGGUUUAUGAAUAAGGCCUUCAUUUUUAAGAUUUUUUAUCUAUUUGAUGUUAAGAGGAAGGGAGUAAUUGACUUUGAUGACUUUGUUCGAUCUAUCAAUGUCUUCCACCCAAAUGCACCACUGGAAGACAAGAUUGAUUUUUCAUUUAGGCUCUAUGAUUUGGACAGCACAGGCAUUGUAGAAUGCCAAAAGGUCAAGCAAAUGUUGAUUGCGCUUCUCUGUGAAUCUGAAAUGAAGCUAGCAGAUGAGGACAAAAGAGGUGAAGCAAAAUCCAGUCCAGCAAGUCUUAACUGUACCGCUGUGAAGACUUGCCGCUGCAACGCGCUGCACCUCCAUUCUGAGUCUUUCUUAUCUGUGGCUGGACUGCUAAACCUUCUUCCCCAAGGUACCAUUGGCGCUAUCUCUGCUUGUUUAGACAAAGACAAUGCCAGAUUUGCUCGCCAUCUCCUCAUACUCUUGCGUGGUUCAAAUCUGCUGCAGCUAUAUAGAUUCCUGAUGAAGAUAUUGGACUUUAUGAGGUUGCCAAGAAAAUCGACAACAGUAUGGCUUCGCCACCUCGGGGAUCCUCUUGCUCCUCCUUACUCUUCUCCUUCUUGGCCUCAACCUUGGUACCCAGGUAUUUUCCUCCGUUGCCGCUGCUGUGAUCAAUAUUCAAACUUCGGGGAUUAGGAAGUUUCUACAACUAAGUUUAGAAGAGGAGUUGGAUGAUAAAACCUCCGAUUAUAAUUUUGGACUGGUGUUAAAGGAAACAAUGCUUAAUCUCGGCCCAACCUUUAUAAAAGCUGUGAAAUUUGAUCUGAUUAGCAUCCUACUAUAAUUUUUUAGUUAAGUUUCCAUCAUAAUUUCAUUAUCAUGCUUUAUAUGAUUCCUUUAGUGCGUAUUGCAUAAAAAAAAAAUGGGUUUCUUCAUUUAUGUCAUACAUUCAUAAGGAUAUCAAUAUUCUUGUUACAUUCGUUUUAUUGGUGAUGCAGUUGGUCAGUCCCUUUCUACAAGAGCAGAUAUCAUUGGUGUUGGGAUGUCCAAGGUUAGAUUAAAAACUGUAUGUCUGUUGCUAUUUUCUUAUUGGUGGACAUUUCUUUCUAGCAAUGGAUUCCAAAGGAAGGGGCAAUGAAUUCCAAAGGAAGGGCUUAUUAUUGGUUAUGAGCAGUCAUAAUCUCUUGUUGGAUGAAGAUAAUACAUGGUUAUAAGUCAAAUUAUUAGUGACUUAGUGUUAAGUAUGUUCUUUAGCAGUGAUACUAAUUUGAGUGUAAAAAGGUAUUUUUGUUUUCUAUCUUAGACUCGUAUGGCAUCUACCUCUGACUCUGUGCUGAACUCUUUUUUUUUUGGGCCAUGUACAAGUACAACAUAAUUCCAUUUCACUGUCUUGGCAAUUUAUUCCUAUAGGCGUUGUUUCAGAAUGGUACUUUUUCUUGUGAGGCCUAAAGCAUGUGCUUCUUUACCUGCUAAGCUCGAGUCAAAGUAGUCAUGCUGUCAUUUAGUGAUUAAGUUUGUGGGUGGGUUGACAAUUAUUACAACCAAAUUAUUUUCUUUUA